CAGAUACUGUGCUCUUGUUUCAGCCAUGGCGCGCAUUUGCCGGAGAAGAAAGGCUCCCGCUGUCCUAUGCAUUUGCGCCUUCCUUUGGAGCUUAUCCCACAUCGACGCCCAGGACUUGGAAUGCCUGAGUUUUAACUUUGCAGGGAGCUUUUCGAAAAGCUCUUCGGAAGCCGUGCGGCAGAGACAGAGGCCAUGGCCACGGGUUGUGCGGCAAAUUCAAACCUACGAUGCCUAUGAGAACAUGGGCAAUCCCUUUGACGUUUAUGCAGUGGCCUUCGGGCUGUCAGCCUUGAUGUUUGUGAUCCUCUUUGUUGUCCCCUUCGCAACGAACUUCGGGCGCACCGAAGAGAAGGAGGAAGAGGACGUAGAACUACUCUACGAGGAGGUGGACGACGAAGAUGACGAGGAUGACAAGGAAGAUCUGUACGAAGACGAGAGCGAAAAGCAAGGAGAGGAAAAGAAGGAGACAAAGAUUGAAGGUAAAGAGGUUGGAGCGAAGAAGCAGGAAACCACUGCCAGCAAAGCUUGAAGCAGCUGGGUUGUAGGCAAUCGCUUUUCCAGCAGAACACGCUGCAGCAGCUGCAAACGUAGAUGCGAAAA
This is a messenger RNA of Cladocopium goreaui, 600 nucleotides long. The record is from the annotation of a GenBank genome assembly. NCBI's taxonomy places the organism in Eukaryota, Dinophyceae, Suessiales, Symbiodiniaceae.